UCGGCCGGAGCUGAUCGCUGCGGUGGAGGGAUCCGAGAUGCAAAAGGGAGAGGCCCGGCCACGUCAGCCCGACCACCUCGGAGGCGCCGCCAGGGGACAAGGCGGCGGCGGCGGCGGCGAGCGCGCCGAGCGGGUGCCCGCCGGAGUCAUGGAAGUGCCCGCGGGGCUGAUGCUGGAGCCAUCCCUUUACACUAUCAAGGCGAUUUUCAUCUUGGACAGCUUUGGGCAGAGACUUUUAGCCAAGUAUUAUGACGACAUGUUUCCAUCUAUGAAAGAACAGAAAUGCUUUGAGAAAAAUGUCUUCAAGAAAACCCACAAGACUGACAGCGAGAUCGCUUUCUUGGAAGGCCUGACCAUUGUCUAUAAAAGCAGCAUUGAUCUUUUUUUUUACGUGGUGGGAAGUCCCCAUGAAAAUGAGCUGAUGCUGAUGUCAGUUCUCACCUGCCUCUUUGAAACCCUCAACCACAUGCUGAGAAAGAACGUGGAGAAGCGAACCUUGGUGGAGAACAUGGAUGCAGUGUUUCUUGUAGUGGAUGAAAUCGUUGAUGGCGGCGUGAUUCUGGAAAGUGAUCCCCAACAAGUCAUCCAGAAGUUGAAUUUUAGAAUGAACCCUGAGCCGGCAGCCUAUGGCUUCGUUCUCUUUGAUUACAUCACGGGCAGGACUGCACAGAAUUCAACAACACUGGGAUGGUCGCAGUUUCCCUAUAAUGGAUCCACACUGCGUAGCUGCAGCUCUCUGGGAUCAGAGACAAGAUUCUUUCUCACACCUCCCUGGAGAUGCGGACUGAACCUGGGGGCUUUGCAUGCAAAUCAGGUGCCUUGCUGCUAAGCAAAAAGCUGCCUUUCUACCCCCCACCACCUGCCUUCUUGCUCAGGCAUCGCUGGAGCAAGAAUAAUCAAGUAGGCAAUGUGGUUGAAUGUGCAUCACUUCAGUCUUAGACUGAACUGUAUUUGUCAUUUUGUUGCCCAUUUGGAGGCAUCCUGGUAGAAUCCUUCAUUGCCUGUUUGCUUGGAGUUCUGCCUUCCUCAGUAAUUUGGGCUUGUUUGUCAGUGCUGACAAUCUCACUGCUUCCUCCUUCCUCCAGAUAAUGCAUGGAUGUUAAAUAGCACUCUUCUCAACACAGAUGGAGAAAUUAUAUUACCUUGCUUCUCUCCAAUGUGAAAUCAGUCAUUUUAUUACCUUGUAGCUCAUGUUCUUUUACUAGUUCAUGGCUUAAAAAAGAACCUCUUCUAUAAUUCAACUGGCUCACCACAGCUACAUGUUCAAUAGCACACUUAAAAUAAUUCUAAAUAGCUCGUGAGGCAGGAUUUUUUUUUUUUUUUGCAAAAGCCAUGCUGAUCUUUUAUUAGCAAGGCUUGUUCUUCCAUAUGUUUAAUUAUACUAGCUUUAAUAAUGCUUUCCAUCAUUUUACCAGGGGCAAACAGACUGGUGGAUCUGUAAUUUCCUCCCUACCCCAGAUCCUCUCUUUAAAAUGUAUAUUACAUUGGUUAGAGACCAUAAGGAGCCUAUGGCUGCAUUGCAUAUUACUGUUAUAAGAUCCAAAUAUUUCACAUCUAAGUUAUUUAGGUCAUGGUCUGGGAGGCCACAGGAUUUUGCAGAGUCCUGGCUCCAAGCCAGUACCCUGGCCAACUUGCAGCCAAUGCAGAAAUACUGUGCUAGCGGUCACUGCAAGACUACAACUAGGUUUUGGAGGAGGGAAACAGGAGGUAGACAUGGGAGGAGCAUGGAGCCAAGGACUGUGCUGAUUUCCGUUGGCAUCCUAGCUUCCUUCCCUCACCCUCCCCAGUGCUAAUGCAGAUGGCCAAAAAUGGCUGUCCAGAUGAAAUACCCAUUGGGACAGUGUGCAUAGGAUACACACAGACCUCUGGAUUCAGAGGCUUAUGUGCAUGAAGGGCACAGGACAUAGGAUUUCAUGAUUAAAAACUCUUACAUAGAUGCAAGCCUUGAGGAUUUGCUGAUUUACAAUUUGUCAAUUAGCUUUGAAAUCCUAUCUAUUAUUAUUCCAUUUGCCAUAGUUCAGUAGGUCCCACCUCCCCCUCGCAAAAAAAAAAAAAAAAAAAAAAAAAUCAUUUGGCUGUAUCUCUGCAUUAUUUUCAUAACUUUUGUCCUCACUCAAUCACUGCCUAGUUUCCUGCUUCUCACAUUUCUGAAGGAAAUUUUGCUGGCUUUAUGUUUCAGUAGCUUGCUCCUUGAACACUUUCUUUGCUUGGUUUAAUGUCAACUUACAUUACUUGUGUUGUUUUAAUUAUCCCUAUUUGACUAAGAUUUAACCCCCUUAAGGAAACUUCCCUACUUUUUAUGGUUUGACUUAGCCAUGGUCCUUCCUCUUCUACUCCUCUCUCCCCCAAGUUAUCUUCA
Messenger RNA from Varanus komodoensis (Komodo dragon), 2359 nucleotides. It is a transcript of the gene COPZ2, whose product is annotated as COPI coat complex subunit zeta 2. The record is from RefSeq and is a predicted model, not a curated record. Lineage: Eukaryota; Metazoa; Chordata; Lepidosauria; Squamata; Varanidae. Gene Ontology annotation, cellular component: COPI vesicle coat. The coding region runs from base 38 to 829 and encodes 263 amino acids. Gene Ontology annotation, biological process: intra-Golgi vesicle-mediated transport; intracellular protein transport; retrograde vesicle-mediated transport, Golgi to endoplasmic reticulum. The transcript is spliced from 9 exons.